CCGGCGGAGACUGAACAGAAAUAAUAGGAGCAGUUUUGAAAGGGAAGACUAUAAGAAUGGGUCAGCGCGCUCUUCAGAGAGUCCCGCCGUCGCUUCCAAGCCGCACUCCAUCUCUUCCACCACCGUCUUCCUCUUCCCCCUCCCUCCGUUGCGCACCCUCCUCUCGCCGCCCCCUCCGUCCCAGACCAAUGUCGUCCCACAUUGUCGGUUAUCCCCGCAUCGGUCCCAAGAGAGAGCUUAAGUUUGCAUUAGAGUCCUUCUGGGAUGGGAAAACCGGUGCUGAGGAUUUGCAAAACGUUGCUGCUGACCUCAGACGCUCCAUAUGGAAACAUAUGGCUGGUGUAGGGAUCAAAUACAUUCCCAGCAACACUUUUUCUUACUAUGAUCAGAUGUUGGACACCACAGCGAUGCUUGGAGCUGUUCCCUCUAGGUACGGUUGGGAAAGUGGUGAGGUCGGGUUCGAUGUUUACUUCUCCAUGGCUAGGGGUAAUGAUUCUGUUCCUGCUAUGGAAAUGACCAAGUGGUUUGAUACAAACUACCAUUACAUUGUUCCUGAGUUGGGUCCUUCUGUUAAAUUCUCCUAUGCAUCUCACAAGGCUGUGGAGGAGUUUAAGGAAGCCAAAGCGCUUGGCAUAGACACAGUACCCGUGCUCAUUGGUCCCAUGACCUACUUGCUCCUCUCAAAACCAGCAAAGGAUGUUGAUAAAUCUUUCUGCCUUCUUUCUCUGAUUGACAUGAUUCUUCCCGUCUACAAAGAAGUUUUGACUGAUCUAAAGUCUGCUGGUGCACGUUGGAUUCAGUUUGAUGAACCUAUACUUGUGAUGGAUCUUGACACCAACCAGUUGCAGACAUUUUCGGAUGCCUACUCUCACAUGGAGUCAUCUUUGGCGGGGAUGAAUGUUCUUAUUGCCACAUACUUCGCAGAUGUUCCUGCUGAAGCGUACAAGGCAUUAACGUCCUUAAAGUGUGUAACUGGGUUUGGAUUUGACCUCGUUCGUGGAUUGGAAACUCUUGAUUUGAUCAAAGUGGAUUUUCCUCGUGGGAAGCUACUAUUCGCUGGAGUUGUUGAUGGAAGAAACAUUUGGGCCAAUGAUCUUUCUGCUUCGCUCAAGACACUACAGACUCUUGAAGACAUUGUUGGGAAAGAAAAAGUUGUGGUCUCUACUUCGUGCUCUCUACUCCAUACGGCUGUAGACUUGCUGAAUGAAAUUAAACUUGAUAAAGAGCUAAAAUCGUGGCUUGCAUUUGCCGCACAAAAGGUCGUUGAAGUGUAUGCACUUGCCAGAUCAUUCUCUGGUGUUAAGGAUGAGGCAAUGUUUGCUUCUAAUUCCAUGCGACAAGCUUCUAGAAGAUCAUCUCCAAGGGUGACAAAUGCCACUAUACAACAUAAUGUUGCUGCAGUAAUGAAAUCUGAUCAUCGCCGUUCUACAAAAGUAAGUGCUAGGCUACAAGCCCAGCAGAAGAAGCUAAACCUUCCUCCUCUUCCAACAACGACAAUUGGAUCUUUUCCUCAGACAGCAGAUCUCAGACGGAUACGCAAGGAAUUCAAGGCCAGAAAGAUAUCAGAAAUUGAUUAUGUCCAGGCUAUCAAAGUCGAAUUUGAAAAGGUAGUCAAGCUUCAGGAAGAACUUGGGAUUGAUGUAUUGGUGCAUGGGGAGGCAGAGAGAAACGAUAUGGUGGAGUUUUUUGGCGAGCAGCUGUCUGGCUUUGCAUUCACAUCGAAUGGGUGGGUCCAGUCAUAUGGAUCCCGCUGUGUCAAGCCACCUAUCAUCUACGGUGAUGUCAGCCGACCAAAGGCAAUGACUGUCUUCUGGUCGUCAAUGGCACAGAAGAUGACCAAACGUCCUAUGAAGGGGAUGCUCACUGGUCCUGUGACAAUUCUCAAUUGGUCCUUUGUUAGAAAUGACCAGCCCAGGUAUGAGACGUGUUUCCAAAUUGCACUCGCGAUUAAAGAUGAGGUUAAGGACCUUGAGAAGGCUGGCAUCACUGUUAUCCAGAUUGAUGAAGCUGCAUUAAGAGAAGGAUUGCCUCUCAGGAGGUCCGAGCAAGAACUUUACCUUGACUGGGCCGUCCACGCAUUCAGAAUCACAAACUGUGAUGUGCGAGACACUACUCAGAUUCACACCCACAUGUGCUACUCAAAUUUCAACGACAUUAUCAACUCAAUUAUAAACAUGGAUGCUGAUGUGAUCACUAUUGAAAACUCACGGUCAGAUGAGAAGCUCUUAUCAGUCUUCCAUGAAGGAGUGAAAUACGGUGCUGGAAUCGGUCCAGGGGUCUAUGACAUUCACUCUCCUCGUAUCCCAUCCGCUGAAGAAAUAGCUGAGCAUAUCAACAAGAUGCUUGCAGUUCUGGACAGCAAAGUCCUUUGGGUGAACCCUGACUGUGGCCUAAAGACGCGGAAGUACUCUGAAGUUAAGUCUGCACUUAGCAACAUGGUUGCUGCUGCCAAGCUAAUCCGCUCUCAGCUAAAUAAGUCAUAAAGCCUUUCUCAUCAAGUAAGUUUGUUCAUACUACCACUUUCUUCUCUCUCUAAAUCCCUUUACGUAUUAUCAUUGCUUGGAAUGAACCUGUAAUGAUUGUUCUGGCACUGGAAUUACGCUAAAACUGAUUUGAAAUCUAUAAAAUGGAGUUUUUUUUUUCUCAUUUUCUAGUUACACAUUUGUAAACAGACAUGUAGAGGGGU
Brassica oleracea var. oleracea is the source of this 2686-nucleotide messenger RNA. Its product is annotated as 5-methyltetrahydropteroyltriglutamate--homocysteine methyltransferase 3, chloroplastic. The record is from RefSeq and is a predicted model, not a curated record. NCBI's taxonomy places the organism in Eukaryota, Viridiplantae, Streptophyta, Magnoliopsida, Brassicales, Brassicaceae. Bases 57 to 2483 code for a protein of 808 amino acids. The transcript is spliced from 12 exons. Gene Ontology annotation, molecular function: 5-methyltetrahydropteroyltriglutamate-homocysteine S-methyltransferase activity; zinc ion binding.